UUCUACUGCAGCUGACGCCCUGCCUCGAGACGGUUGACCAGUCCGUGGACAAGGGAGACUCGUCACUGUCGCUCAUCAUACCGAACUCUUUGUUCUACGUGCGGUACAUCUGGAUGUAAGCGUUUCCCAACCGAAGCCCGUACCUUAAACCUAAAUCAUUUACCUCCCAGGGAUCUUUUUUAUAGAUUUAAUAGUUGUACAUAAGUUACGGUUGGUAGUAAGUUUAAGAGAAUUGUACCUUAGGUGCGGUUGUAAGUUAGUUUCAGAGAGUUGUACCUUAGGUACGGUUGGUAGUAAGUUUAAUAUAGUUGUACUUUAGGUACGGUUGUAAGUUAGUUUCAGAGAGUUGUACCUUAGGUACGGUUGUUAGUAAGUUUAAUAGAGUUGUACCUUAGGUACGGUUGUUAGUAAGUUUCAGAGAGUUGUACCUUAGGUACGGUUGUUAGUAAGUUUCAGAGAGUUGUACCUUAGGUACGGUUGUUAGUAAGUUUCAGAGAGUUGUACCUUAGGUACGGUUGUUAGUAAGUUUCAGAGAGUUGUACAUUAGGUACGGUUGUUAGUAAGUUUCAGAGAGUUGUACCUUAGGUACGGUUGUUAGUAAGUUUCAGAGAGUUGUACCUUAGGUACGGUUGUAAGUAAGUUUCAGAGAGUUGUACAUUAGGUACGGUUGUUAGUAAGUUUCAGAGAGUUGUACCUUAGGUACGGUUGUUAGUAAGUUUAAUAGAGUUGUACCUUAGGUACGGUUGUUAGUAAGUUUCAGAGAGUUGUACCUUAGGUACGGUUGUUAGUAAGUUUCAGAGAGUUGUACAUUAGGUACGGUUGUUAGUAAGUUAAAUAUAGUUGUACUUUAGGUACGGUUGUAAGUUAGUUUCAGAGAGUUGUACCUUAGGUACGGUUGUUAGUAAGUUUAAUAGAGUUGUACCUUAGGUACGGUUGUUAGUAAGUUUCAGAGAGUUGUACCUUAGGUACGGUUGUUAGUAAGUUUCAGAGAGUUGUACCUUAGGUGCGGUUGUUAGUAAGUUUAAUAGAGUUGUACCUUAGGUACGGUUGUUAGUAAGUUUCAGAGAGUUGUACAUUAGGUACGGUUGUUAGUAAGUUUCAGAGAGUUGUACCUUAGGUACGGUUGUUAGUAAGUUUAAUAGAGUUGUACCUUAGGUACGGUUGUUAGUAAGUUUCAGAGAGUUGUACCUUAGGUACGGUUGUUAGUAAGUUUCAGAGAGUUGUACAUUAGGUACGGUUGUUAGUAAGUUUCAGAGAGUUGUACCUUAGGUACGGUUGGUAGUAAGUUUAAUAUAGUUGUACUUUAGGUACGGUUGUUAGUAAGUUUCAGAGAGUUGUACCUUAGGUACGGUUGGUAGUAAGUUUAAGAGAGUUGUACUUUAGGUACGGUUGUUAGUAAGUUUAAGAGAGUUGUACUUUAGGUACGGUUGUUAGUAAGUUUCAAGUAGUUGUACAUUAGGUACAUCAGCUGGUAAGUUUCAAAUAGUUGUACAUUGGGUACAGUUGAUAGUAGAUUUCAAAUAGUUGUACAUUAGGUACAGUUGAUAGUAAAUUUCAAAUAGUUGUACAUUAGGUACAGUUGAUAGUAAAUUUCAAAUAGUUGUACAUUAGGUACUGUUGGAAGUAAGCUUCAAAAAGUUGUACAUUAUGUACUGUUGCUAGUAAGUUUCAAAUAGUUGUGCAUUUGGGUACUGUUGUGAUAAGGUUUGAACAACUCCCUAUUACAUUUUUUUUACUUUCUGCAUUCUGAAAAUGUGUUUAUCAGUGUGUGUGAGUGCAUGCUAGGGUGCGCAUUUGAGAUCGUGUGUGAGUGCGUGCUUGAGUGCACAUGUGAGAGCGUGUGUCAGUGCGUGUGUGAUUGCGUGUGUGAGUGUGCGUGUGACUGCGUGUGUGAGUGCGUGCUAAAAUGCGUGCUUGAUUGCGUGUAUGAGUGCGUGUGUGAAUGCAUGCUUUAAUGCGUGCUUGAUUGCGUGUGUGAGUGCGUGCUUGAUUCCGUGUGUGAGUGCGUGUGUGAACACAUGCUUGAAUGCGUGCUUGAUUGCGUGUGUGAACGCGUGUUUGAUUGCAUGCUUGAAUGCGUGCUUGAUUGCAUGUGGGAGUACCUGUGUGAGUGCUUGUGUCAAUGCAUGUGUGAGUGCGUGUGUGAGUGCCUGCUUGAUUGCGUGUGUGAGUGUGUGUUUUAUUGCGUGUAUGUGAGUGCGUGUUUGAUUGCGUGUGUGAUGCGUAUUUUAAAGCGUGUGUGAGUGCGUGGCUGAUUGCGUUUAUGAGUGCGUGCUUUAUUGCGUGUGUGAGUGCGUGUUUGAUUGCGCGUGUAAGUGCGUUCUGGAGUGCGUUUCUGAGUGCGCGUGUGAGUGCGUGUGUGAGUGCGUGUGUGAGUGCGUGUGUGAGUGCGUGUGUGAGUGCGUGUGUGAGUGCGUGUGUGAGUGCGUGUGUGUGAGUGCGUGUGUGAGUGCGUGUGUGAGUGUGUACUUGAUUGCAUGCUUCAUUGGGUGUGUUACAGCGUGUGUGAGUGCGUUCUUCAUUGCGUGUGUGAGUAUGCGCUUGAUUUGGCGUGUGAAUGAGUGUUUGAUAGCGUGUGUGAGUGCGUGUGAGUAUGUAUGUGAUUGCGUGCUUGAUUGCGUGCUUUAUUGCGUGUGUGAGUGCAUGCUUGAAUUCGUGUGUGAGUGCGCGCUUGAUUGCGUGUGUGAGUGCAUGCUUGAUUGCGUGCUUGGGUGCGUGCGUGACUGCGUUAAAUCAUUUCACGAUUCUCGUGUCGACAGGACCCCACACACUAACACGACUGACUACACCAUCGUCGUUAUCCGGAGCGAUGAACUAUCUCAUUUGGAGUUGAACCAUGUUCGGGUUGUGACUAAGUGAGUAUUUCAUUGAUUGUGACAAGUGAGUAUUUCAUUGAUUGUGACUAAGUGAGUAUUGCAUUGAUUGUGACUAAGUGACUGUUUCAUUGAUUGUGACUGAGUGAGUAUUUCAUUGAUUGUGACUAAGUGAGUAUACAUUCAUUGUGACUAAGUGAGUAUUCUUUGAUAGUGACUAAGUGACUGUUUCAUUGAUUGUGACUAAGUGAGUAUUACAUUGAUUGUGACUAAGUGAGUAUACAUUCAUUGUGACUAAGUGAGUAUUCUUUGAUAGUGACUAGGCGAGUAUUUCAUGGAUUGUGACUAAAUGAGUAUUUCAUUGAUUGUGUCUAAGUGAGUAUACAUUCAUUGUGACUAAGUGAGUAUUCUUUGAUAGUGACUAGGUGAGUAUUUCAUUGAUCGUGACAAAGUGAGUAUUUCAUUGAUUGUGACUAAGUGAGUAUUUCAUUGAUUGUGACUAAGUGAGUAUACACUGUUUGUGACUAGGUGAGUAUUUCAUUGAUUGUGUCUAAGUGAGUAUUUCAUUGAUUGUGUCUAAGUGAGUAUUUCAUUGAUUGUGACUAAGUGACUGUUUCAUUGAUUGUGUCUAAGUGAGUAUUUCAUUGAUUGUGACUAAGUGAGUAUACACUGAUUGUGACUAAGUGAGUAUACACUGAUUGUGACUAAGUGAGUAUUUCAUUGAUCGUGACUAAGUGAGGAUACAUUGAUUGUGACUAAGUGAGUAUUUCAUUGAUUGUGACUAAGUGAGGAUACACUAAUUGUGACUAGGUGAGUAUUUCAUUGAUUGUGACUAAGUGAGUGUUGCAUCGAUUGUGACCAAGUGAUUUUUUUUUAUUCUUUGGUGUUAUGUAUAACGUUUUACACGAUUUCCCCGUGCGUGAAUUUUGCUUGUUACAUUGAUUGUGACCAAGUGAUCAUUUUUUUUUCAUUGGGACUAAGUGAGUAUUACUUUGAAUGUGACUAAGUUAGUAUGCUCCGAUUGAUUGACUCGCUCAUUACAUUAAAUACGGCACCACUUUUAAGUAGUUAUGCCUUUAUAGUUUAUGCGAGUGUCAAAAGACAACUGUAGAGUCCUACCACCAUGCCGCGUGGCUAUCUAUUCUAGACUACAUAGUUAACUUUUUGUUAACUUAGGGGUCGUUCGUGAAUUACGUCACUUACAAAAUACCUUUUAGACCCACCCCCCUCCCCUUCACUGGUCCCAAAGUGUCACGUCACACAUAAGAAAAUUCAAAACAUACAUAACAUUGUCAUUACUUAACUAAGAUUUUCAUUUUAUUCUUUAACAUUUUCCCAUAAUGGAUUAAGAUGUAGUAUUAUUAGAAAACUGAGUUUCAUAUUACCUAUAAUACCUGAGGCAAUUUCGAGCUAAUAUUAUUUUUUUUUAAAAUUUAAUAAAUAAUUUUUUUUUUUCAAAAUUAGAAAGUUUUAGAUUUUAAAGAAAAAAACGAAAAAAAGUAACUUCACACAUUUUUACCCCCUUCUCCCCCCCACUGUCACAAAGUGUCACAAAUUCUCGACACUGCCCCCCCCCCUUUUUUUUUUCCUCCCUUGAGCAUGAUGUAAUUUGCGAAUGCCCCCUUUUGCAAAAUCUUUACUUCGUUCAAAUUGUUUCUCUUUUACAGCCUCUGCUUAAACCCAUUCGAAUUGUCAACUUUUAGAAAAUCUGGCCAUACAAAACCGUCUGAAGACGUCAUAUAUACUUUUAAAAAUCAUAGUUUACAAAAUUCAAAACGAAGUUUCUUUGACUUUAAAAAAAAAAAUUCCGCUCACUAGUAUACUAAAUAUCUCCUAAGGUUUAAUGCAUUCAGAAUUUUUACUUUUUUUCCCCCCAAAAAAGCUUCAGUUAAAUAACAGGUGAUCUAUUUUACUUUGUGCUUUCGAAAACCAGUUUCUCAAUUUUAACACGUUGGUGAUUUUAACUUCAAUUUGGGAGGUUUAGAGAUUUUUUCGUCUUUUUAAAAAAAAAAAUAAAAAAUUUCUUCUUCAGAAAGUCACAGGAAGUACCCAAAUUAGUUUAAGCGUAUAAAUAGCAGUCACUUGGCACUUACGGCCAGUUGAACUCAUGGUUUGUAAGUCCCUGGGCACAUGAUCAUUUCAUUGAAUUAAUAAAUCAAUUCGUUGUUUUUUUUCACUCAGUAUAACCGCGUACAACGUCCCGGGGGACGGAGAUUACCAGAUCAUUAAUUUGAUGGUCCCGAAAGGAGUGAACACUCUGACGACGAAGCCUGUAGCGCGAUUCGGUUGCUACCUGUUUGGUAAAGGCGCCGGGGAGUCGUACAUGCAUCCAGUGGGAUUCUAUGUGAGCUCGAUAUUAUGA
Molecule: messenger RNA, 5175 nt
Organism: Lymnaea stagnalis (great pond snail)
Lineage: Eukaryota; Metazoa; Mollusca; Gastropoda; Lymnaeidae
Source: the annotation of a GenBank genome assembly